Messenger RNA from Hemiscyllium ocellatum (epaulette shark), 3639 nucleotides. RefSeq names its product zinc finger protein 271-like. Gene Ontology annotation, molecular function: DNA-binding transcription factor activity, RNA polymerase II-specific; RNA polymerase II transcription regulatory region sequence-specific DNA binding. NCBI's taxonomy places the organism in Eukaryota, Metazoa, Chordata, Chondrichthyes, Orectolobiformes, Hemiscylliidae. Gene Ontology annotation, biological process: regulation of transcription by RNA polymerase II. The record is from RefSeq and is a predicted model, not a curated record. The transcript has 3 exons. Gene Ontology annotation, cellular component: nucleus. The coding region runs from base 777 to 2228 and encodes 483 amino acids.
CGCGGGACAAAGGCGGUGUGACGGAGUGUGGGCGGGGAUUGGCGCCGGCGGCUGAGGGAGCAAGAACAGAAACCGCUGGAGAAGCUGAGCGGGCCCGGGCGGCGCCUGUCGACAGACAUCCGACAUGUCUGGUAAACAUCCCGGGGAGGUCGCCGGGCCCCAGCGCCAAGACCCUGCUCCUGCCCCCGGGCAGAGGAGACAGUGAGACAGGGUAGGAUUGGAAACCGCGGGAGACUGGGGGAGGCCUGAGGCCUCGAAUACGAGCCCCCGUGUUUGUUUGACUGGGGAAGGACCUCGCGGAUAACUGGCCGCCAUCUUUGUGAGGACAGGAAAAAAGCGAGGACACCGGGAGCGGGGGAAAGACAUGAUGAAGAUGGAUUUGAAUUUCAUUGCAGGAGGAGGGAUAAUGUAACAUUUGAAGAUCUGAAGACGCAAGUUUCAAAAUCAACAGAUGAAGGGUUUAUGCCCAAAAUGUUGACUCUCUUCCUCGGAUGCUACCUGACCUGCUGUGCUUUUCCAGCACCGCAUUUUUCAACUCGGACUCUCCAGUGUCUGCAGUCCUCAUUUUCAUGUCAAUGUUUGACAGUCACUCAAUCCAUCAAGACUGCAACGAUUUUCAUCUGAUUCUGAGAGAAAAGGAGCAAGGAUCUAUGGUUCCUGUUUCAGUACGUUCCCAGCAUCAGUGGGACCCUACCAUUGCAGUGCCCUGAGUGUGGAGCCUGAAACAGUUAUACAGUCUAAGAGGAAUUCACAGCGGGGAGGGGCUGUACACACGUAUGUGUGCAGCUGAAGCUUCAGCCAUGGAGAAACCCGAGGAAUCCCGCCCCAUGGAGAAACCGUGGAAGUGUGGUGACUGCGGGAAAGGCUUCUGUGUGCCAUCUGCCCUGGAGACUCAUCGGCGCAGUCACACUGGGGAGAGGCCAUUCUCGUGCCCUGAGUGUGGGAAAGGCUUUACACGCUCCUCCCACCUGCUGGACCACCAGCGGGUCCACACUGGGGAGAGGCCCUUCAGCUGCCCUGAGUGCAGAAAGGCCUUCAGCGAUUCCUCCAACCUGCUGAGGCACAUGCGGGUCCACACAGGGGAGAGGCCGUUCUCUUGCCCCAAAUGCAAGAAGACCUUCAGCAAUUCCUCCGACCUACUAGCCCACCGGCGGAUCCACACGGGGGAGAGGCCCUUCCACUGUCCUGAGUGCAGGAAGGCCUUCAACAAUUCCUCCAAUCUGCUGAGACACCGGCAGGUCCACAUGGGCAAGAAGCCGUUCUCCCACCCUAAGUGCGGGAAGGCCUUCAGUGAUUCCUCCAUCCUGCUGACCCACCAGCGGAUCCACACUGGGGAGAGCCCAUUCUCCUGCCCCAAGUGCGGGAAGGCCUUCAGCAAGUCCUCAGGCCUGCUCAGGCACUGGCGGGUCCAUGUGGAGGAGAGGCCCUUCCAUUGCCCUGAGUGCGGGAAGGGGUUUACCCAUGCCUCCACCCUUGUGGCGCAUGGUCGGGUCCACACCAGGGUGAUGCUGUUCUCAUGCCCCGAGUGCAGGAAGGGCUUCAGCCAGGCCUCCCACCUCCAGACCCACUGGCGGGUCCACACAGGCAAGAAGCCAUUCCCCUGCCUCGAGUGUGGGAAGGGCUUUGCUGUCUCCUCCCACCUACUGCGACACCGUCGGGUCCACACUGGGGAGAGGCCCUUCAGCUGCCCUGAGUGUGGGAAGGCCUUCACCCAGUCCUCCCACCUCCAGACCCACCAGCGGGUCCACACUGGGGAGAGGCCCUUCAGCUGUUCCGUGUGCGGGAAGGCGUUCAGCAAUUCCUCCAGCCUGCUGAGGCACCAGCACGUCCACACUGGGGAGAGGCCGUUCUCCUGCCCUGAGUGCGGGAAGGGCUUUACCCGCUUCUCUAACCUACUGACCCACCGGCGGGUCCACACGGGCGAGAAGCCCUACAGCUGCCCCAAAUGCAGGAAGGGCUUCACCCAGGCCUCCGCCCUCCUGGCCCACCAGCGGGUCCACACUGGCGAGCGGCCCUUCCCCUGCCCGGAGUGCAGGAAAGCCUUCAGCAAUUCCUCUGACCUGCUGAGGCACCAGCGGGUCCACACCGGGGAGAGGCCGUUUGCCUGCCCCGAGUGCGGGCGGAGGUUCACAUUGUCCUGCAACUUGCGGAAGCACCAGCAGGGACACCAGCGCUCCCAAAGAUCAGUUUCUGCCAGUGACAAUGCUCUGGGUCACCCCCCAGACUGAACCUCCUGCCUGUUCUGACAGUGGGUGUGGUGGCAGAGUCGGUGGGUUUUUUUUUGGUUUCUGCUGGACUACACCCAGCCCAGCCCACCCCCCACAACGGUUCAGGGGUGGCACAGUGGCUCACAGCUCGCAUACCUGGGUUCUAUUCCACUCUGUGCAAACUCCACGCAGUCACACCCAUUCUCACCCCUUAUUUGCAUGGGUUUCCUCCCACAGUUCAAAGCUGUACAGGUUAGCGUUAAUUGGUCAAGCUAAAUUGUCCCAUAGUGGAUGUGUAGGUGUGAUGCAUUAGUCAAGGGUAAAUAUAGAUUAAUAGGGUAGGAGAAUGGGGCUGGAUGUGUUAUAUCUACCACUUCCUCUGGCAGCUCAUUCAAUAUACACACUACCCUCUGCAUGAAAAAAGCUGCCCCUUAGGUCCCUUUUAAAUCUUUCCCCUCUCAUCUUAAACCUCUAGUUUUGGAUUCCUCCACCUAUCUGUGCCCCUCUUGUGAUUUUAUAAAUCUCUUAUAAGGUUAUCCCUCAACCUCUGAUGCUCCAGGGAAAAUACCUGCAACUUAUUCAGCCUCUAUAACUCAACACUCUCCAACCCCAGCAACAUCCUUGUAAAUCUUUUGUGAACCUUUUCAAGUUUCACAACAUCCUUCCUGGAGACAAUUUGCAGGUUUACAGUGAUAUGGACCAGGCCUGACCUCCUCAAAACAGGUAGCCCAGACCCAAACAGUUGGUUAAACCACUUGGCUUCCAGGAAAACUAAUAUUUAUUUACAUGCCACCGAGAAAGGAACUGUUCCAAUUUCCUGCAACAUUGCCAAAGGGGUGUGUUUAUGGUUAAAAAAAAAGGUCAGUUCAAACACCGGUUCUUACAGGAGAGUUAGGCAGAAACACCUGUUGAAUCAGGGAACCUUUCUUCCCCAGCAGCUUCAGACGAGGGGAAAAAAGGGAGAACUGCCCUUUCAUUAUACAAGUCUUUUUAGAAAAGAAACUUCAAAAACCUUUUCCCUGAUUAUUGCCCCAGUCAUUACCUGUUAGCCAUUUGCGAAGUCCCCAAUCCCAGAUGAAUUGGAACCUCUAUCUUUUACAGCCCCCAACUGAAAAAAAAAUCGAUUUAUCAAUGUAGAAAAGAAAGGGGCAUUUGUACAGAGCCCCAAAUCGCUAGAGCUAAGAGUCCUCAGCUCGAGAGAAAGAAGUUGGCUUUCAGUCAUCUGCGUAUUAGAGAAAGCAUCGUUUUUAAAAAAAAGACAACGGCAUUCCUGACAGAAUACUCCAUUGAACAAGGUGCUGAAUAUUCCAGAACUCGUGUAACAUGGCUGUAAUCUGAGAGACUAAAUUCUAUAUUUUUGUUGUAUCAUUGGGACUCUUAUUUAUUGGAAUAACAUACCACAAGAAUCUUAUUUCAUUCAGGUAUAGUCAGU